AGCCCCGUCCGAUUUUGCCCCCACACCAUGGCGGACUACAGCGGUUUCGACAUGAGCUCCGCCGUGGACGGCCUCAUCGCUGGUGCGGCCCAAGACGCGGCAGCGGUGCCAGACAAGGCGGUGUUGGUGCAGAAGGUGAAGGAGAGUGGCAGCGGCAGGGCCCCGAGGCGAAGGAGCAGUGGUGGGGCUACUGCAAGGCGUCGGGGAACACGAACUUCGACCCGGGGCGCCACGAGGCCCCGUUCCUGCAGGGCUUCUUCGACUACGUGGAGGGGCGCGCCCCGAUGCCGUCCAAGGGCGGCGGCAAGGGCGGCGGCGGCUCCAAGAUGUUCAUCGGCGGCCUCCCCAAGACCACCACGGACGAGAAGGUGUACGAGCUCUUCGGGCACUACGGGACCGUCAAGGAGGUCAUGCUCAAGUACAGCGACGAUGGCCUGUUCCGUGGUUUCGGUUUUGUCACGUUCGAGGACCCCGCGUCCGUCGAUGCCGCCAUCGCAGGCACCAACGACAACAUGAUCGACGGGAAGUGGGUGGACUGCAAGAACGCCAACGAGAUCUCUAAGGGGAGUGGCAAGGGCGGCAAGAAGGGCGGCAAGAAGGGCGGCAAGGGGUGGGACAUGGACCCCUGGCAGAUGAUGAGCAUGAUGAUGGCCAUGAUGAAGGGCAAGGGCGGCAAGGACAAGGGCAAGGGCAAGGGUAAGGGCAAGGGCAAGGGGCCGUACUGA
This is a messenger RNA of Prorocentrum cordatum, 725 nucleotides long. Lineage: Eukaryota; Dinophyceae; Prorocentrales; Prorocentraceae. The record is from the annotation of a GenBank genome assembly.